AUGAAAGAACUUUCUAUAGAUGAAAAAACUAAAGUUCAUUCAAAACUGAAAUUUUUUAUUGGAGAUAAUAUACAAUUUCUUACAAAUGAUAGAACAUUUUUAAUACACGAUAAAAGGGUAUUAUUAGUCCCAAAUAGUUUAAUGAAAUGUUUAUCGUCUGUUCCUAAAGAUAACUUAGUUUAUUGUGGUACAGUAAUUGGCAAGUUUACAAAAAGCAAUAAAUUUAGAAUUUGUAUUUCUUCUGUACACAUUCUGUCACAAUAUGCACUCAAUAAAGUAUGGAUAAAAAAAAGUGCGGAAAUGAAUUAUUUGUACGGUAAUAAUGCGCUUAAAUCUCAUGUUUAUCGAUUAUCAGAAAAUAUACCUAUUAAUACUGGGGUCUUUGUUUAUAAUCAGAAUGAUAUAUGUUUGGGAUACGGUGUCUGUGCUAUUAAGCCAGAGAAAUAUCCAGAAGCAAAAGGUUAUCAAUUAGUGGUAAUAAGACAAGGAGAUAAUGGAGAAUAUAUUAGAUCGGAAGAUAAGGUAGCAUAG
Vairimorpha ceranae is the source of this 531-nucleotide messenger RNA. RefSeq names its product 60s ribosome subunit biogenesis protein nip7. Gene Ontology annotation, molecular function: RNA binding. The transcript has a single exon. Bases 1 to 531 code for a protein of 176 amino acids. The record is from RefSeq and is a predicted model, not a curated record. Lineage: Eukaryota; Fungi; Microsporidia; Nosematidae. Gene Ontology annotation, cellular component: nucleus. Gene Ontology annotation, biological process: ribosome assembly.